This is a messenger RNA of Passer domesticus (house sparrow), 2541 nucleotides long. It is a transcript of the gene TPD52L1, whose product is annotated as TPD52 like 1. Gene Ontology annotation, cellular component: cytoplasm. Bases 250 to 888 code for a protein of 212 amino acids. The transcript is spliced from 10 exons. Gene Ontology annotation, biological process: positive regulation of MAP kinase activity; positive regulation of apoptotic signaling pathway. Lineage: Eukaryota; Metazoa; Chordata; Aves; Passeriformes; Passeridae. The record is from RefSeq and is a predicted model, not a curated record.
GAGCCCUAGAAAGCAGCACAAGUACAAUCUCUGAGUGUGCUCUGUGUACUAAAAUGUGUUAGUAGAAAGAUGAGUAUGCUGAUGCUGUCCUGACGUGCCUCACUGACUAGUACAGAAGAGAAAUGUGUGGAACUUUUGAGAUUUUCCAGAUCUGACCACAGCUGGAAGCAAGGCAUGAUCUUCAGUAUUUCUGAGAGGAGUAGACACACUGAUACUUCCAAUAGCUUUUGAGAAGCAAAGAGAAGCUGAAUGCAAAUGAUUGUAGCAGGAAAAGGCCUGUUGGAAACUCAAUCAUUCCAUGAAGCAGAUGAAGACGUGGUCACUGAUGUUGAUUUCACCAAUAUGAUUUCUGAAGAAGAAAAAGAAGAGUUAAAGAUUGAGCUAGCCAAGCUAGAGGAUGAAAUUUCAACUUUGCGGCAAGUGCUAGCAGCCAAAGAGAAGCACCUGGUUGAAAUUAAACAAAAACUUGGCAUAAGUCUGAUGAAUGAACUGAAGCAGAACUUUAGCAAAAGCUGGCAUGAUAUGCAGACAACUUCUGCUUACAAGAAAACACAUGAGACCCUGAGCCAUGCAGGGCAAAAAGCAACAGCAGCUAUCAGCAAUGUAGGAACAGCCAUCAGCAAGAAGUUUGGAGAUAUGAGAUCGCAUUCAAUUGGCUAUUCUAUUCGCCAUUCCAUAAGCAUGCCUGCAAUGAGGAAUUCUCCAACUUUCAAAUCGUUUGAGGAGAAGGUUGAAACCACUGUCACAAGCCUUAAGACCAAGGUUGGUGGGACAAGCCACACGGGAGGCAGUUUUGAAGAAGUUCUCAGCUCUACAGCCCAUGCUAGUGCUCAGAGCUCCCUGGCUGGCACCCGACUCCCUGAAAGCGAAGAAGAGCUUCAGUGCUAAACAGAAGGCCCUCCUGAGCCCCACAUGCCUCUCUUCAGAGACUUGCCCAAUGAUUUUCAGCUCUCCCUCACCACACAACUUGUGCAAGGUUUUGUCAGCUUUGGAAAAUUGCCAUCCUGGCCUUGUUUUGGAGAAAUAUUUCCUCCCCCUAUUUCUAUUUUAGAUGGGCCAUUUUAUCACCAGGUACUUUGUACAUCAAAACCACACACAAGACAUUGGCUAUAAUGCACUAAAUUCUGUGUUAAGUGACUAAAUAGUUUUCAGUUACAUGUAACUUCCCUCUAACAAUCUCCCAGUCUCUGUUUCGUAUUUAUUUUGGUUUACUUUUUUCUAUCUGUUGGUUUCUGGCUUCCCUCUCAGUACCACAUCAGACAGAUGGACCUAGAGCUGUGCAAAGCAUUCAGCUGCCAGCAGUAGCCCAUACACCAGCUGUCUACCAUCCAUACCAGGUGCCCUUUGCUCAGGAGUGUCUGUAUAUCAUCUAUUUCGUAACAGAAUUAAAAUCACUUACUGUCACAAAAAGCUGUUUCUCCUUCAGUGGUACAGUCUGGCAUUGCCCUACACCUGUUAGGCAGCAGAGUUAAGGAGGGCAGGAAGAGAAACCUGGUUAUUCACAGAGAAACAGCUUCUCACAGCUGCCGAUUUCAGAUCGUCAUUUUGGCUGGAAAGGUUUCAGUUUCAAAAUGUGCCCCAUUGCUUGCUCUCUUCGGUUUCAUAAGACUUGGCAGUGAACUUAAUUAGAAAAUCAAGUGGAGUGGAGGGAACCUCUAAUAUUUUUGCCUCUGUAUCUCCCCGUCAAAACCAAGGGAAAAUAUAUUUAUGAGCCUCUGUCAAGAUACAGCCUUAAGUGAAAGAAUACAAACCCAACAUUUGGCUUCAGACGUGCCAUAGGUUAGAGAGCCCAUGCCUUCAGAGCUGCUAGCAUAGAUCCUGUCACCUGACAAUCCACAGGAUGAGUAAGAACUUCACUUUUGGUGUCAAAUUUUGCUGUGCUUCUCUCCAGGAUGUUAAUUCCACCAACCGCAUUAUCUCUGCUCAGUCACCAAGAGCCAGACAUCUCUCAGCUUUGAUUCAGCAUGUUUUCUGAAUUGCAUUCUUUUAACAUGUUUUCUAAGAAAAGAGCAGCACAUUUGUGACACUAUCUUGCUGUGUAGUGAGCACGUGUCUGUCCGCAUGCUGCGUUGCUCAGCUCACCACACACUGAGGUGGGCAGGACGUUAUCAGUAAGCAGGAUGGAAAAGAGCCUGGCUACUUUGAGAAUGGAUGUAUUUUUGAGCAUACGCCAAAGCUUCAAAUCAGUGUUAGUGACUUUGACAUUACAGACUGCUUAAAAUUUUGUGAGAAAAUGUGGCUUUAAGUGAUUUUUGUUUUUUCUUGUGUGGCUUUUGUUAGUUUUUACAAAGUUGAAAGUCCUUUUGUAAUGUUCUACUGGACAUAGGCUAACUUUGGACAUUUAUAUCACAUGCCUCUUUAGUGUGAUUUUUAGCAUGGAAACAAAUCUAAUUGUUUUUCUAGUAUUCUUGUGACAAUUUUCUAACUUAUGUGUUUUUGUGCAUAAAUGUGAAUUUAUUUAAAAUGGAAGAUACUGACAAUUUAGUUUGUGUAAAUGAAGUUCUUGAUAUUCUUAUUAAAAAUAAAUUUCUCUCUCUUUUA